Molecule: messenger RNA, 2813 nt
Organism: Phlebotomus papatasi
Lineage: Eukaryota; Metazoa; Arthropoda; Insecta; Diptera; Psychodidae
Exons: 7
Coding region: 325-1272 (315 amino acids)
Biological process (GO): carbohydrate metabolic process
Molecular function (GO): isomerase activity; carbohydrate binding
Source: RefSeq, a predicted model, not a curated record
GAUUAUGAAAAAUUGCCCGCGAGAGUGUGUUGCAUGCGAAGGAGUGUCAAAAGACGAGUGCAAGUGUGAGAAGCAUACAAUAGAGUGGCGAGAUUUUUCUUUUCCCGAUCCCAGAGAGUAUAUAGUAAACGAGUUUGGGGAUUGCAAGUCCCUCUUUCAUCCAAUUUUUCCACACGUGUUUCGUGCAUAAGUGCUAUAGGUGAUAGUUGAGGUUCUAAGUGAUCGAUUAAAGGUUGAAUUUGUGACAAUUUUGACGUGUUGGGUGGUGAAAUUGGUUGAUUUUGGGAUUGUUGUAAAAAAGUUUGUCGUUUGUGUUUAUUUGAAAUGGCUGCCACGAGUGUGGUUGUUCUUGAUAGGGGAAAUAAUACCACUUGCACCAUUAAUUUACAUGGUGCAACUGUCGUGUCUUGGAGAGUCAACAAUCAAGAACAAUUAUUUGUGAGCAAAUUGGCGGUUUUUGAUGGCAAGAAAGCAAUUAGAGGAGGAAUUCCAUUUGUAUUUCCACAAUUUGGACAGUGGACUUUUGGGCCACAGCACGGAUUUGCCAGGAUUACACGAUGGGCCCUCGAGAGGGCACCAGAGAGAUUGCCAACGGGUGAUGUUGAGGCAGUUUUUAGUUUGAUGGACAACGAAUUUACGCGUUCAAUGUGGAACUAUCCAUUUCGGAUUACCUAUCGGCUUAUUUUGCGCGAAAAAGAACUCCAUUUUCACAUUGGCGUCUACAAUCCCAGCAAGGACCUUACGUUCUCCUUCAACAUGCUCUUGCACACAUAUUUGAAGGUUCCGGAUGUGCGUAGAUGCCAAAUUACCGGCCUCCAUGGAUGUACUUUUAUUGACAAGACACGCGAAAACGCCAUCUAUCAGGAAGGUCGUGAUGUAGUGACCAUUAAUGAAUGGACAGAUCGCAUUUAUCAGCAUACCCCUCAGGAGCAUAUUAUCACAAAUGUGGUGUCUGGGAGGAAAAUGCGUGUGCAAAAAUACAAUUUUCCGGACACGGUAAUCUGGAAUCCGUGGAUGGAAAAAGCUCGUGAAACUCCAGACUUUGGUGAUGAUGAGUAUCCCAAUAUGCUGUGUGUGGAGUCAGGACAUGUUUCCAGUCCGGUGAUUCUUUUGCCUGGGACGGCAUUUGAAGCCAGUCAGGUGUUGCAGGUGAGUUUCGUGAAUGGUGUCUCGGGAAAGCGACGCAGCAAAAAGCAACAAAAUACCAGCAACGUCGAUUUCAGCAAUCCUCACCUUCCACCCAGAUUUUCACCUCUUUUACCUCGUUUCUAAACUCGAGAGGAUUUCCCGUACGUCGCUUUGACAGAUAAUAUCCAACGCAAAAUGUCAAUUUGACAGCGCGAGAGUUUUUUGUGCAUUUCAACAUACGUUUUUGUACCCCUUUUACGUCUGUUUUAUUUUUGGAUAUAAUUUGUGAAUUGGAUUUUUUUUCUAUAAAAUGUAUAUAUAGAAAUAUUUUUAGGGAGUAAUUUUUAAAAUGAAAGAAUGGCUUAAAAGUGAACUUUUUUUUUAAGAUUCUGUGGUACAUUAUUUAUUAAGUUUUUGGAUAUUCUUUUGUUUCACUCACUUUUUACGAUUUAUAUUCAAAUUUACACUUUUUUUGGGUAGCUCUUAAUUUUUACUUUGUUGUAAAUAUUUUAGAAGGAUUUUCGAUAAUCUUUCACUUACUAUAAAAUAAUGAAAUGAAAAAAAAAACAUUUUUAACGAAAAUAUAUUCUCUCUAGUGAGAAAAAAUAUUGAAAAAGCAUCAUUCUUUUAUUUGACCUAGGCCUGUAAGAUAUUUUGAAAUAAUGAUAUUUUUACUAUUUCUAACCUCAAUGGGAUAUAUUUUAAGGAAAAACUACAAGGUAAUUUUUAUUACACUGAUAUUUAACUUUGUGAAAGGCAAAAGAAGAUCAGAUUGAAUGGAAAUUCACUUAAGGUACUUCGUGGUAAACUCUCAACAUUGCGAAAUUUUCUAAUAUAACCUUUUCGUCUAAGGAUUUUUCUCCAUGAUAUUUGAGGUUAGAUUUAGUAAAACAUUCUAUUCAAUAAUUUCUUGGGCAAACAAAAGAAUGAGGGCGAGUAAAUAAAAAAAAAAAACAAAACUUACUUAAAUGUAACCAUAGUAAAAGAAAUAAUGGUUAAAAAGCAUUAAUUAAAAAAAAAUAUUGAAAAUUGUCUGUCCAAUGUAUACGAUUAGUGAGUUAAAAAAAAUGAAAUCAAUUAAUACAACUGGGAGCUAAAUAAUGAGAAAAAUAAAUGUCUAGAAGAUUGAGAGAGAUAUAAAGAUGAAAUUUAUAAGAGGCUGUAAAUGCAGAAAAAUGUUGACAACACAAAUAUUUUUUUUUCUUUUUAAAAAUGAUCGUCAUUCCAAAGAUGUUUGUUUAAGAGAGAUUCAAUGCUCUAUUUUUUUCUUGUUCCCCACAUGUUUUUAAUGUCUAUGAUUGAAUUUAAUUUUUUUUCAAUAUUUUCUUUCUAUUAUGAUUCUGGGUUUAAAAAGUUUACAAAACAUUGUCAUUUUUUGUCUUUUUGUAUAAUGUUUUUAGUUAAUUCUCAACACUGCAAAGUUUAUAUUUUACUUUGUAAUAUUAUUUGUUUCUCAGUUAAUUACACUUUUUUUUUAAAAUAUAUAGACUUGAUUUUCUCCACAAUUUUCAGUGGAUUUGUGUAGGAAAUAAUUAUGCAAGAGAAAAUUAUGAAAGAACACGCAGAAUUUUUCUCAAUAUCUAAAAGUAGCAAUAAAUUUUUGAUCUAAGAAGCGCCAAUUCAUAAUAAACUGUACUUCAUUAUAUAGAGAUGAUGGUGCAAUAAUAAAAUUGAUGAAAAUUUCA